ACUCUCUACUACGUCUGUUAGAUUCGACACGCCAUGACGAGAGAAGACGAGGGUGAAGCGAGGUCUCCGUUAAUGAGAGGACGAGGCGCAAGUAUAGGGAAUGAAUUCGCUAUAAAUCCAAUGCCUCUCCUCAGUAGCACUGAAGAGGAAGCAGAUAUCGCGACAUUUAGUCCGAGUAGGACUAUUGGCAUAGUAGAGGGUAUAUCCUUAGUAGUCGGUAUGAUCGUUGGCAGUGGUAUAUUCAGUAGUCCUGGAAAUAUCGUCAGCUUGACAGGCUCGGCUGGUGCUAGUUUACUCAUCUGGAUCGUUGGUGGAUCGUUAGCGUGGAUGGGUGCUAGUUGCUUUGCUGAGUUGGGUACAGCAUUACCUGUCUCUGGUGGUCCCCAAGCAUAUCUGAGCUAUGCUUAUGGUCCAUUGACAUCUUUCACUUUCACUUUUACGUCAAUUUCAAUCAUCAAACCCUCGGGAGCGGCUUUGAUAGCCAUAAUUUUUGGUGAAUACGUCGCACGCUUCUUUUACUUAUUAGGCUCAAAUGAGGUGUUAUCUUCAAAUGAUAUACCAAGCUGGAUAUCUCGUCUCGUAGCUUGUUUCGGGGUUCUUCUUGUCUCCCUUAUCAAUAUCAUCUCCACGCGCUUAUUGACGAGAACUCAAACCGUUUUGAUGGUCAUAAAGAUCGCUGCAGUCCUUUUGGUUGUCGUACUUGGUGUAAUAGCCGCUGUGAGAUCUCCUGAUCAAAUUUUCUCACCAUCCAAAGCUCUCGAAGGAACAAAAGUGAGUCCAUCUUCAAUAGCACUCGCGUUAUACUCCUCUCUUUGGGCAUUCGACGGAUGGGAUCAAUCUAAUUAUGUAGCCGGUGAAAUGAAAAACGUCGAAAGGAAUCUACCAAUUGUGAUACAUACUUCUAUACCACUUACUAUAAUCAUAUUCUUACUUGCAAACAUAGCUUACUUGAUAGCCAUUCCAGUUAAUUUGGUAGCAAAGUCAAACACAAUUGCACUUGAUUUGGGUGACGUUGUACUCGGAAAUGUUGGUAGCGGAUUACUCACCUGUUUAGUCGCAGUUAGCACACUCGGAGCGCUCACUAGCGGAUCUUUCACAACUUCACGCUUAAUAAGCAGUGCAGCAUCGUCAAAUUCUGAAGCAGGCUUCCUCCCACAGGCAUUGGGAGCAUUUAACAAAAGAACUCAAACACCAGUGAAUGCAAUAGUACUUCAGCUAGUCUUGACUUGCGUUUACAUCAUCAUCGGAGGUGGAUUUCAAUCACUGGUGAACUUCUACUCUGUUGCUAUUUGGUAUUUCUACCUAUUAUGCGCUUUGAGUGUUAUAGUAUUACGUAUGAAAGAGCCAGAUCUUCACAGACCAUACAAAACAUGGAUAGCUAUACCAAUGAUAUUCUCCUCCGUCACAAUUUUUUUACUUUGCAUGCCUGUGUUCGCAGCGCCACUUGAAGCAGCAGCAGCAUUCGGUUUCAUAGCAUUAAGCGUACCAGUUUACUUCAUAAGCAAUUACAUAAAAUUCCGUAAAGUCGACAUAGUGAAUCAUAUACCCGCGAUAAUAAGGAAUAAAUUUAAAAAGACAUACAAACCAUUAUCAUCUGAGAUGCAGGAAUUCUAA
This is a messenger RNA of Wallemia mellicola CBS 633.66, 1614 nucleotides long. Its product is annotated as amino acid transporter. NCBI's taxonomy places the organism in Eukaryota, Fungi, Basidiomycota, Wallemiomycetes, Wallemiales, Wallemiaceae. Bases 34 to 1614 code for a protein of 526 amino acids. The record is from RefSeq and is a predicted model, not a curated record. The transcript is spliced from 2 exons. Gene Ontology annotation, cellular component: membrane. Gene Ontology annotation, biological process: amino acid transmembrane transport. Gene Ontology annotation, molecular function: L-amino acid transmembrane transporter activity.